CAUGAUUAAAAGUAGAAAUAAUUAAAGUAAAUGGAUCAAAAAAAUUGGUUUAGCCUUAAUCAACGCCGCAUUAGCUUGAAGUCUCUCUGAGUUUUCUCAGGGUUGCUCUUAUUAAACAGAGGAUUGAUGUUGCUUAGCAUGAGUUUUAUAGUUGAGCUCCGAAGCUAGUCCACGCCCAAGUAGCUGAUCAUGGAUUCCGCAUCCAACUACAGCAGAAAAGAAAAUGGAGGAACCAGCAGCUCAAGUGUUCCUGCUACCGGGAAUAGUUUCGAACAAGUUGUAAAUGGUAAUGAUGAGACUGAAGGCAAGCGGCGAGCAUACUUAGUAGAAUGGUUAAAUAGUUUAGUUCCUAAUCUAGGUUUACCAACAGCUGCUUCUGAUGAGGACUUGAGAUCGUGCUUGAUCGAUGGUACUGUUUUAUGUUGGAUAUUGAACAAGCUUAGACCUGGUCUUGUUGAUGAGAACUUGGUUCCACCCUCGGAAAAAGUUGCAAGGUUUCUGGCAGCUAUGGAUGCGCUAGGGCUGCCGAAGUUUGAUAUGUCCGACCUAGAGAAGGGUUGUAUGAAGGCUGUCACAGAAUGUCUUUUAACACUUAAAGCACAAUUUAUGCCAAAUGUCAUGGGUUAUGGUGUAUCUAUAACUAGUCCGACGACUAAAUCUGGCAGCCAAUCUUCCCGUGUCCAGCUUCCUCCAUUAUCUGUAGAUGACAUGCGGAAGGUCUUGUCUGAGUCAAAAUUUCAUCGCGCAUUGCGUAGUCCUGUUAUGUCAGGAGAGACGUCACCUUUACUCAUGCAUCAUGUCGGACAUAAGUUCCACGAGGUGUUUCAGUUGAAGCAAGGAGGCUACGCGGAUCUUCCUGCUGCGAAAAUUUCAGAAAUGAUGAAACCAAACAGUUUAGAUCAUCUCUUGUUGCAGAACGCUCCAACGCAGUCACUUUUGAGUGUCGUAAAUGGAAUCCUCGAUGAAAGUGUUGAAAGAAAGAAUGGUGAAAUACCCCAGCGUGUGUCUUGUCUUCUGCGAAAAGUUGUCCAGGAGAUUGAGCGGCGAAUAUCAACUCAAGCGGAGCAUUUAAGAACUCAAAACAACCUUUUUAAGGCUCGUGAAGAGAAAUACCAGUCAAGAAUCCGAGUACUUGAAACACUUGCAUCCGGAACCAGUGAGGAAAGUGAGCUUAUCAUGAACCAUCUUCAGCAAAUAAAGAAUGAGAGAACCCGAAUGGAAGCAAAGAAGAAAACCGAUGAUGAGGAUGUGAUCAGAUUAAUGAAAGAGAAGGAUCAAUGCAACCUUGAAAUUUCAGGAUUGAGGCAAGAGUUGGAUAUAGCGAAAAAGACAUAUGACCUGCGUUGCUUGCAAAUGGAAACGGAAGCAAAAGGUGCUAGAGCGGAGCUUGAAGAGAGGACAAAAGAACUUGAACGUCUCUUGGCAGCGUCGAGGAGUAAGGUGAAGGAGCUCCAGGAAAAUUCCGAGUCAAAACAUCAGUCUAAUAAAUCAGAACUUGAAGAGAGAGUAAAAGAACUUGAACGUUCUUUGGCAGAAUCAAGGAAUAAAGUGAAAGAACUCGAGGCAAGUUCCGAGUCCAAAUAUCAGUUUUCUAAAGCAGAGCUAGAAGGGAGAAUAAAAGAACUUGAACGCCUCUUGGCAGAUUCAAGGAAUGAGGCGAAGCAGCUUUCAGCGAAUUCAGAGUCGAAAUAUAAAAGUUGGACCAAGAAACUGCGUGUUUACCAGAGCUCUAUGGAUCUUCAACUUGGUUCACUAAAGGAAUUAAGGUUAUCUUCAGAAUCCAUUAAGCAAGAAGUUUUGACGGCAGGACAGAAUUACGCGGUGAACUUUAAUCACUUAGGAGUGAAGCUUCAAGCAUUAGCAGACGCGUCCGAGAACUAUCAUGCACUUCUCGCUGAAAAUAGGAAGUUAUUUAAUGAAAUUCAGGAUUUAAGAGGAAACAUCAGAGUCUUCUGUCGAAUAAGACCAUUUCUGCCUGGACAAAAGGAAAAGAAGACAUCGGUAGAACAUAUUGGUGAAAAUGGGGAACUGGUAGUUGCAGACCGCUCCAAACCAGGGAAAGAGGGUCAUCGAUUGUUCAAGUUUAAUAAGGUCUAUGGUUCAGAUGCAACUCAAGCUGAAGUAUACGCUGACACACAACCGUUGAUACGAUCUGUGCUUGAUGGAUACAAUGUUUGUAUUUGUGCUUAUGGUCAAACUGGAUCCGGGAAAACCUACACGAUGACUGGUCCUAAUCAAGCAACUAAAGAGAACUGGGGGGUCAACUACCGGGCCUUAAACGACCUUUUUGACAUCUCUCAAUGUAGAAAAGGCUCCAUUACAUAUGAAAUUGGAGUCCAAAUGGUUGAAAUAUACAACGAACAGGUGCGCGAUUUGCUAUCCAGUGAUGGCGCUCAGAAGAAACUUGGGAUUAUGACCCACUCUCAACCCAACGGGUUAGCUGUGCCAGAUGCUAGCAUGCACCCCGUGGAAUCAACCUCAGAUGUAAUAAAAUUGAUGGGAAUUGGGUUUAAGAACCGAGCUGUUAGUGCCACUGCUUUAAACGAAAGAAGUAGUCGCUCUCAUAGUGUUGUUACAGUACAUGUACGUGGGAAGGAUUUGAAGACUGGUUCCGCUUUGAUUGGUAACCUUCAUCUUGUAGAUCUCGCGGGAAGUGAAAGAGUAGACCGUUCUGAGGUAACAGGAGAUAGGCUCAAGGAAGCACAACAUAUAAACAAAUCAUUAUCUUCUCUUGGAGAUGUCAUAUUUGCUCUUGCACAAAAGAGCCCUCAUGUACCUUACAGAAAUAGCAAGCUCACUCAAGUCCUUCAAAGCUCUCUCGGUGGGCAAGCAAAAACGCUUAUGUUUGUGCAGCUAAAUCCUGACGCAAGUUCAUUUUCCGAAAGUUUAAGUACUCUAAAGUUUGCUGAGAGGGCUGCCGGAGUUGAGUUGGGGGCUGCAAAAAGCAACAAAGAGGGCCGGGAUGUUAGGGAAUUAAUGGAACAGGUAGCGUCUCUCAAAGACACGAUUGCUAAGAAGGAUGGCGAGAUUGAGCGAUUGCAAUUACUUGAUGGCCACAGUGAGAAGCGUGGGACGAGCUCAUUUAGUACUCAUAAGCUCCAGAAGUCCAUGCAUGACAUUAAACAGCAAAAUGAUUUCCUCGGGCAAUCAUCAAAGAUUGCCGGAGGUGAUGACAUAGGUCAGAAUAAACCUACAGAUCAUGCUGAGAACUUAGCAUCUGGAGAUGCAGAUUCUGAGGGGAAAUUAAGUGACUUAUCUGACGGUGGUCUUUCUGCUGGAACAGAAACUGAUGGCUCUACCGACAGCAUGAAUUAUCCCGAAAGCACGAAAUCUGACCCCUCGGAAAGGCCUAAAAGGAUUAGUAGGAUUCCGCGACCCUCGCUUAAACCAGGAACAACUUCUUCACCUUCGGCAUCAGGAUCAAAGAGCGCUGCGAAGGUACCGUCAGGCAUGAGAAAAAGUAACAGUUCUUCGUCGCUGAAGCCGGUUGCGAAAAGUUGGAAAUAAUUAGAACUCAAUCACUACAAUAAUUUCUCUUCUCAAUUUUUUUAUAUACAUGUAUAGAGUUUUGUUUAGAUGCAAUUUUCUGAAAAUUUUAACAUCUCCUACCCUAGCUUUCUAAUUACGUAACUUUUUGUUGAGUGAGCUCUAAUGCAAUUAUGUAAAUGUAUAUAAUCAAACCAAUGAGCGUUGUGUAUAACCAAUCAGGAUCCCUUUUUUUU
Messenger RNA from Malus domestica (apple), 3722 nucleotides. RefSeq names its product kinesin-like protein KIN-14P. The record is from RefSeq and is a predicted model, not a curated record. Gene Ontology annotation, cellular component: microtubule cytoskeleton. Gene Ontology annotation, molecular function: microtubule motor activity; ATP binding; microtubule binding. Lineage: Eukaryota; Viridiplantae; Streptophyta; Magnoliopsida; Rosales; Rosaceae. Gene Ontology annotation, biological process: microtubule-based movement.